Messenger RNA from Dermatophagoides pteronyssinus (European house dust mite), 1249 nucleotides. RefSeq lists its product as uncharacterized. Gene Ontology annotation, molecular function: protein binding. Gene Ontology annotation, biological process: oocyte axis specification. Gene Ontology annotation, cellular component: methylosome. The record is from RefSeq and is a predicted model, not a curated record. NCBI's taxonomy places the organism in Eukaryota, Metazoa, Arthropoda, Arachnida, Sarcoptiformes, Pyroglyphidae.
UUUAUUGAUUGGAUUUUUUUUUCUCAUUCGAUUCUUUGAAUCAUCACCGCCGUUCACAUGUUUUUUUUUUCAAAUUCUUCAUUUUCGUUUUUUGUUUUUGUGAUUUUAUUCAAGAUUCAGCAUUAGUUGUUCCGGGCAGAAAAUGGAAGAAAAAGAAGCUAAAAAUCCAACCGAUAUAAUAUAUGGUCGAUUAGGUUCAGAUUUAUCAUGUCAAUCUGAUGAUGAAAUGAAUGAAUUAAAACCAGUCGAAGUUAUUGUUGAAAAAAUGGAUAAUAUUUUAAAUGUAAUCUAUCAGAAUAUGAUGGUUGGUGAACAUUUUACUGAUAUUUCAAAAUUGAACGUAGACAAUUCAUUCAUCUUGAUUUCUAAUCACAUUCAUCCAUCAAUGCGUUCAAGUUUCGUUACCAAAUUCAACCGAUACGAAGAUAUUCCCAAUAAUGUUUCAAAUUAUCUAAAUCCUCAUCAUGGUCUUGCAAAUAGUCUUGCCAUUCGUAAUCAAUCAGAAGAUUCAUCAACCAGAAUUUUUGUCGGAUUCGAUUCUGGUCAUAUUUUAAUGUUUGAUCCAAAACUUUCUUUACUAUCGACUAAACAAUUUGGUCAUAAUAUUAUUACAAAAAUUGCUUUAAGCCCUCAACAAAAACAAGAACGUCUUGUUUGUGGUGAUCAAGAUGGUCGAUUAGUUUUAAUAGAUAUUGAUAAAGAUAUGGAAUCUAUUAGUUAUUAUGAUAAUGCUCAUUCUGAUCCAAUCAAUGAUCUAGUAUUUUGUUCGAAUGGUUGUGAUAAUAAAAUCAUAACAGCAGGUGGAGAUCAUUCAAUAUUAUUAUGGGAUUUUCGAAUUUCACGUACUGAUCGACCAGCUUUAACCAUAGCACAAGUUAAUAGCCAACCUACAGCAUUGGAUUGGCCAACCGAACAUGAAUUAACAUUUGGAACUGAAGCAGGUAAUCUGGUUCGUUUAGACCUACGAAAUUCGGAUAAAGUUCUACAAAAACUUAGUUUAUUCAACAAUCAAGAUGAAUUGGAUAUGAAUGUUGUACAAAUUCGUCCCGUACGACAAAAUCUUAUUUGUGUUUUAACAGCACAUCAACAUUGGCUUUUUGAACGUCAAAAUCUGGAUAAAAUAAUUGAUAAUUAUUCCGAAUAUUCGGAACGUGUUCAUCUAAAAAGUUGUCUUGCAAUUGAUGAUACAGAUUUAUUAAUAAUUGGAAAUAAUUUUAAUUGUUUUCGUUAUCCAAAAAUUUUGUUGUAA